Molecule: messenger RNA, 1398 nt
Organism: Phlebotomus argentipes
Lineage: Eukaryota; Metazoa; Arthropoda; Insecta; Diptera; Psychodidae
Exons: 2
Coding region: 511-726 (71 amino acids)
Source: RefSeq, a predicted model, not a curated record
GAAGAAAGGGUGAAAAAGAAGACAUGAAUGCGAAUUGAGGAAGGAAAAUUCAAUUUUUUUCUUCUCUGAUAACAUUUUUUCUCCCCUUCUCUGUCACACUCUUUCAGCUCUUCUGCAGCGAAUUGUGUGUGUGUGUCUUUUUCCCCCCACCCCAGAGAAUCUUCUCCACCUUGACGCAAAAUUCCCUCCAACGCGCCAGAGCGCGGAGGAUGAACGAGACUACAAUAUAUAAAAGGGAUCCAGACACACCAAUGAUCAAUUGCAACUCGACUCUCCUCAGAAUAACACAUAAAUUUACAUUUGUGCUCCACAUUCGACCAUCCAAAGCACUCUCUCUCUCUCUCUCUGUCUCUUGUUGGCUAUAAUUCAGCAUCUUGUGCUUCAAGAAAGGGUUGAUAAAGUGUUGCAUUCUUAUCACAGUUUCAAUAUUAAAUAAGUGCCAAAUUGGUGGAAAAUCGCGCGCUUUUUUUUGCUCUUAAACCAGUUGAAUUUUGUGUGAAGGAAUUUGAGAUGAAAAUACUUGGAUUAAUUUUCAUUCUCUGGAUUGCUGUCGUUUGCGUCGAGGCGGCCGUUGGAUGGCCAGUCUCGAAUCCCAAAGUCCAAAUGACACAGACAAUGAUGGAGAUUCCUCAGUGGCACUGCUUGCGCUACUUCAAGCACGACAUCCACCUGAUGCGGCGCUGCCGCAACUACAGAGUGCCAAUGUUCCGGAAGCCAAUCGAAUGAAGGCACUUCCGAGCGCCCCGAAUUCCCUUGUCUCCGCACGGCUAACUUCUCAGCAGCACCAAUUCUAGGGCAUAUUUUUGUGAUAUUACUUUGUAAAUACCUUUUUUUUCACUCCCCCCUAAAAUGACCUUUUAUUUAAUUGCCAAUUGUCAUGACGAAUUUAAUUAUUUUUCGCAAUGUCUCCCAAGAGAGAAAGGAAGAAAAAGAGAAACACGAUUCUCCCGAUUAAUUAAUGCAAGAGAUGUUGAGAUGCGAGAAUGAAGAAUAAAUUCCGUUCCACUAUUUUUCAAAUUAACCUCUUUUUUAUGGUGUGUAUUUUUUUUUUUACCUUUGCAGAGAUAUUUAGGAUUAUUGUAUUUUUAUUUUGUGCAUAAUUUAUUUUAGCGUGGACAAAAUGUCAGAGAGAAAUUGAAUGAUUGAAGGAAGAUUGUAACUAUUUUUUCGCCAUCUCAUUUCUUUUUGUUGUUAAGAGGAAAAUUAUUAUCAUCAAACUUAAUGGAAAGCGUCUAAGAAAUGUGUGAAACUUGUCCCACCACAGUAUCUCUAUAUAUAUACAUAACAUAAUAUAUAUAUAUAUAUACUGAAGAAUUAUUGUAAGCUUAAGUGUUUUGUUGUCAGUAGAAUUUCUAAUCCACCAGAGAUUACAACUAAAGCGCUAUGAAUAAAGUAUUU